Molecule: messenger RNA, 1860 nt
Organism: Miscanthus lutarioriparius
Lineage: Eukaryota; Viridiplantae; Streptophyta; Magnoliopsida; Poales; Poaceae
Source: the annotation of a GenBank genome assembly
AUGGCGGCCGCCGCCAUCUCUCACCUCCGCCGCGGCGCGCAGCGCCACGCUGUGCUAUGCAUCUCGCUGUCGCGCCGCCGCUUCUCCUCCUCCUCCGCCGUGGCCGCGGCCUCCCCGCUCGCCGCGGCCGCGCGCCGCCUCCUCUCCACGACGGUGGACUCCGCCACGUCCACGUCGGGGGAGCACUACAAGCCGCCGUCCUUCGACCCCUUCCGCGCCGCCACCCUAUCGCCCUCGGCUCUGCCGCUAGAGUCGCCCCCGAGCAGCCCACCGCUGCAGGAUGAGGCGGCCGCGUCCGUGGCGGCGCACGAGCAGGCGACGCUGGCGUGCCAAGAGGUGGAAUUGGAGGGCCUCAAGGCGGGGGUGGAGGCGGUGAAGAGCAGGGAGGAGUCGCCGGAGGAGAAGGAAGCGUGGUGGCUGCUCAGCCGCGCGGUCGUCAACUACUGCGGCAGCGCCGUCGGGACAGUAGCCGCGAACGAUCCAUCCACCAGCCAGAUGCUCAAUUAUGACCAGGUGUUCAUCAGGGACUUCGUGCCGUCGGCCAUCGCGUUCCUCCUCAAGGGCGAGAGCGAUAUUGUGAAGAACUUCCUGCUCCACACGUUGCAGCUCCAGAGUUGGGAGAAGACCGUGGAUUGCUAUAGUCCUGGUCAGGGGUUGAUGCCUGCUAGUUUCAAAGUUAGAUCUGUGCCUUUAGAUGGAAAUAGUGAAGCAUUUGAGGAGGUCCUUGACCCAGAUUUUGGAGAGUCAGCCAUUGGACGUGUAGCACCUGUUGACUCUGGUCUUUGGUGGAUAAUCCUUUUAAGGGCAUAUGGAAAAAUUACUGGAGACUACGCUCUACAAGAAAGGGUUGAUGUGCAGACAGGCAUCAGGCUAAUACUGAAUUUGUGCUUGUCUGAUGGAUUUGACAUGUUUCCUACAUUGCUUGUAACUGAUGGAUCAUGUAUGAUUGAUCGGCGGAUGGGAAUCCAUGGUCAUCCUCUUGAGAUCCAGGCUCUGUUCUAUUCUGCUUUACGCUGUGCCCGAGAAAUGAUUGGUGUAACCGAUGGAUCCAAGAACUUGAUCCGUGCUAUUAACAACAGGCUCAGUGCUCUGUCAUUUCACAUCAGAGAGUAUUAUUGGGUUGAUAUGAAGAAGAUAAAUGAGAUUUAUCGCUAUAAGACUGAGGAGUACUCCCAUGAUGCUAUUAACAAAUUCAACAUCUACCCGGAGCAAAUUCCAUCUUGGCUUGCAGACUGGAUUCCUGUGAAAGGCGGUUACCUUAUAGGCAAUCUGCAGCCAGCUCACAUGGAUUUCAGGUUUUUCUCCCUAGGGAAUCUGUGGGCGAUUGUCUCAUCUCUUGCUACUCAAAGGCAAGCAGAGGGCAUUCUGAACCUUAUUGAAGCCAAAUGGGAUGACAUAGUAGCCAACAUGCCUCUCAAAAUAUGCUACCCUGCACUAGAGUAUGAGGAAUGGCGUAUCAUCACCGGCAGUGAUCCCAAAAACACGCCCUGGUCGUAUCAUAAUGGUGGAUCUUGGCCUACAUUGUUAUGGCAGUUUACCUUAGCCUGUAUCAAGAUGGGUAGGCGUGACUUGGCACGGAGGGCAGUUGAGGUGGCAGAAAAGAGGCUCUCAGAUGACAAGUGGCCAGAGUAUUAUGACACCAGGACAGGAAGGUUCAUUGGGAAACAAUCGCGGCUAUAUCAAACUUGGACCAUUGCCGGAUAUCUUAGCUCUAAGAUGCUAUUGGACUGUCCGGAGAUAGCAUCCAUACUAAUAUGCGAUGAAGACUUCGAGCUGCUGGAAGGGUGUGCUUGCAGCUUGAAUAAGAAUGCUCGCACCAAAUGCUCACGUCGUGCGGCCAAGUCGCAGGUUCUUGUGUAG